Messenger RNA from Stegodyphus dumicola, 1057 nucleotides. Its product is annotated as peroxisomal targeting signal 1 receptor-like. Gene Ontology annotation, molecular function: protein binding. Gene Ontology annotation, biological process: protein import into peroxisome matrix, docking. Gene Ontology annotation, cellular component: peroxisomal membrane; cytosol. NCBI's taxonomy places the organism in Eukaryota, Metazoa, Arthropoda, Arachnida, Araneae, Eresidae. The record is from RefSeq and is a predicted model, not a curated record.
UGCAUGACUAAAUUCUUUUUCUCUUUUUUAGAUUUUUAGCAUGUUUUUUUUUCCAUGAAGGGAGAUGGUGUGGGGUUUUUCUUCCCCACAUUUUUUGAGCGCUUCGAUUUCUCACCCUCGCGCAUGCGCGAUAAGAAUCUCAUCUCGAGAGAGAGAGGCAUCUCGUGAGACGGCAAAAAAGAACACUUCCCUCCUGUUUUUACAAUCAUGCUAUCGAAAGAUGAUAGGCGGUGGUCACCACUUGGAAUACACGUUUCACAUGACAUUUGAUUAAUUGAUUGAUUGGUCUGCCACCAUCUCUGCUCGAAUUAUGGCUAUGAGAGAUUUGAUUGAUGGUGACUGUGGGGUAACCAACCCCCUCUUGAAGAUUGCUGGCCAUUUUACCCAAAAUAAGGGUCCUCAGGCUGGGCAACCUUCAAGUGCUUCUGCUUCAGAUCAGUUAGUGAAGGAAUUUCUUUUUGAUGCAAAUGAAGCUGAAAGACAUGCACCCGAAACCUUUAAUAUGCAUGCAUUAUUUAAUCAGAUGACUGAGAUCAGUGCAUCUUAUCAUCAAAGACCUAAUGAAGGUGAAAAAGUUGAAGAUUUUUCUUUUGAAAACGUCUGGAGGCAAAGUUAUUCAGAUUCACAUGAUCUUAUAUGUGAAAACAUCAGAUUUGAGUCUUUCGAUAAUAAUAAAUUGGCAACAUAUGAGCAAGUUAUACAAAAUCAGUGUCCCUUAGGCAACGACUGGGCUCAAAACUUUAAAGCUCAGAGUUGUAGUGAAAUUAAUGAAAUAACAACUGGUUUAUGUGAUUAUGUCGCAGAUCCCAAAAUUUCAGUAUCUAAGUCAGCUGAAGAUUUGGAAGUUGUUUGGGAAGGAAGUCAACAUGCUAAUAAGGAUUUUAAAACUGUCUCUCGAACUGAAGAUGAAAAGAAUGAAGCACAAAAUGAUGAAAUUCUUUUUAAUGAUCUUCAACGAGAAUGGGAAAUUUUUGUAAAAAUGGCUGCUAACUUCCUGUCUCUUUUAUUAACAAAAUGGGCAUACUUCAGCUUUCAAGUCUCAAGAAAGCCUGCUUGA